AAGACAAAUCCACCUCUCCAUUCAAACCCAUUAUCCGCGUCGGUCGUUGUCCAUGGAACUUCCAUGUUACCUAUUCAUCUAUAAACAAACAUCAUACUUCGACAACUGUCUGUCGAUUCAUCAUCUCUCUCCUCCUUACUUUUCGCAACUCGCAUCACGUCUACGCGAUUAUGACAGACAAGUCUCAUGGUCGAGUAGAUGCAUAUGAGGACGCAUCAAGAUCCUGACACGUACAUUUACAUAAAUGUAUCCGUGAAUUAGCCUACAACUGUGAUCCAUGGUAUUAGUAGAUCGAAAAAGAUAGAGAAUUUUUAUGACUUCUGAUCUGGGUAUCGCGUAAACUUUAUGCGUUUUGGAAUUUAAUUAAAUUCUGAUUUAGAAGAUGGCAGGUAAAGCGAAGGACACAGAUUAUUUCGCGAUCGAAGACGAUUAUGAUGACAACGAGAAUGAUGAUAUAGAAGCAAAUAACAGUGAUGAUGAUGACACCGAUGAUGCUUCCAGUCGUAGAUCGUCGUUUUCUCAAGCUACCGGUCAAUGGCCACAGAGUUACAAGUAUACACUUGAUUCGUACUCAAUUUCAGCAACACCAAGUGUGGCAUUCCUUAGACGCCCAUCGGGUUCUAUAUAUUCAAUGUAUGAACCGGGGAUUGAUAGUAGUACCGCUAACUUUGGUGAUAAUAUAAAGUCUAAGUUGCUGAUAGAAUGUUCAAAGGUUUUUAGCAAAGAGGAUGUAGAUAGGAUUUCAAGAAAGAUAUCAACAUGGUCAGGAAAGGGUUCUUUGCCUGAUCAACUAAUCGAUGAGCUUCCCAUUGCCUUUGGAUGUAGCGUCACUCAGACUGUUUUCAAUUCGGUGAAUGUGAUGGUUGGAGUUGGAGUUCUUUCUAUGCCAAAUACAAUAGCUACCGCUGGCUGGGCUGGCGUAGGAAUCCUACUCCUUUUUGCAGCAAUAUGUUGCUACACGGCUUAUCUCAUGAAACUUUGCUUCGAGAGUAAAGAAACCAUUCAAACGUAUCCCGAUAUUGGAGAAGCUGCAUUUGGGAAAUACGGACGCCUUACAAUAGCAAUCAUUUUGUACACGUCACUCUAUGCAUAUUGUGUGGAGUUCAUUAUAUUGGAAGGAGACAAUCUCACCAGUUUGUUCCCUGGUGUAUCGCUGCAAUGGGGUAGCGUCAAUACGGACCCGGUUCACAUGUUUGCAGUUCUUUCUGCUGUCGUUAUGGGAUCCACGCUUUUAGUAAAAAACCCCCGAGUGAUCUCAUUAUUUUCAGCUACUGGUGUUGUGGCUACUCUUAUGGUCAUCAUCUGUGUAUUUUGGCUGGGUACAGUGAACGUGGGCUUUCAUGAAAGAGGUCCACCCAUAAAGUUGGGUGGCAUUGCUUUCGCACUUGGUAUUUAUGGAUUUUGCUUUUCUGGACAUUGUGUGUUCCCAAAUAUAUACCAGUCAAUGGCAGAUAAAACCAAGUUUACCAAGGCAAUGAUAAUAUGCUUUAUUUUGUGUCUUUUGAUGUAUGGGAGUGUUGCAAUUGCGGGUUUUCUCAUGUUUGGAGAACAAUCGUUGUCCCAGAUAACAUUGAACAUGCCUGAGGAUGCAGUUGCUUCUAAAGUUGCUUUGUUGACUGUAAUUAUCAAUCCGGUCACGAAGUAUGCCCUGUUGAUGAACCCUUUGGCAAGUGCCAUCGAAGAGCUGUUUCCUGCUAAAGUUGCACGUAGCAAUUGGUGUUUUAUUACUCUACGGAUUGCACUUGUUGCAUCCUCUGUCUGCAUUGCGUUAUCUAUUCCCUUCUUCGGUCUUGUGAUGGCUUUGAUGGGUUCAGUCUUAUGUAUUUUGGUGUCUCUCAUAUUGCCAUCUCUAUGCUUUUUGAUGAUCAGUGGGAGUAAGGCCACGACUACGCAGAUUGGUUUGAGCAUUUGUAUUAUGGUGUUGGGCAUCGUUUGCAUGGUCGUGGGAACGUACUCAUCAUUGGCAGAUAUAGCAAAUGAACUCUAAAUUAAGACUGCACAGUCUGGCUUAAUUGUCCCAUGCCUGUCUUUUUGUUGUAGUACUUCCAUACAUACUUUGGAUCAAUAAACAUCAUGAGUCGAAUCUAGCAUAGAGGCUACGAGUUGAAAUCUUGGUCGAAGUUUGACUCCGGCAGCUCUAGUUUUAGAUUUUUCGACUUGUGUCAUUAUGAAUUUUGACAGCUCUUUCUCGAUUCAUACCAUAUUGCGCCAGAUCCCCAAUUUGCAAUUGAAGACUUUAAAAGCGGAAUACUUCUUUUCAUUAUUUUUAAUAGCUCAAAUAAUCUUAUAACAAAUAGCCUUGUUUUCUUUAAGUCUCCACCAUUGUAACCUUAUAAUAAAUAGCCGAUAGGGAAAGAUUGAUAGUCCUUAAACUUCCAAUCCUACUUCCAAAUCUAAUAGUAUAAAAUGUUGUGUAUUAAGUUUACAACUACAUAUUUUCUUGACCAUAGGGUUGAUGUAGAUUCAAAUGAUUUGUUUUCUGAAUUGAAAUUAAGAAGUUUUCAAUACUCCAGGUUGUUAUUUGGAAUGUUUACAUUGCAAAGACUCUUAUUGACCUCUCAAUUUGUAAAGAGAAGUUUUUGAAAAAUUAUUUGACGUCAUCAUUAUCACAAAUAAGAUUGAAUGAUUUGACUACAUGUCCAGAAUGACAUAUUGAACCAUAUUGAUCUUGAUACAACUAUUAGGCUGGAGGGAGUGGUGCCACCGAAACCGUACUCCCUCCCCCGCCACAUCAGCGCCAUGUCAUCUUUUACCACUCAAGUGUGGUUUCUUGCCACACUUUUCAUUUCUUUUAUUUUUUGUUUUUUUUAAGUAUUUUAAUUUAAUAAAACUUUUUUUUAACUAAUUUAAUUUAAUAUACCUUCUAUUUUAAUAAAAAAAACAUAAUUCUUCAUUACUUGAAAAUUAAAAAAAAAAAAAAAAAAACAAUGCAUUGCGUUACCAAAAAAAAAAACCACACACAUGACAUUUAAAUAACCUUAGAAACUUAAAAAACAUGAAUAAAAUAACUAAAGGAGAGUGGUGAUUUAAAAAAAAAAAUUUGAGAGAGAAGAUUGUGUUGUGAAAAAAAAUUAAA
Lactuca sativa (garden lettuce) is the source of this 3076-nucleotide messenger RNA. Its product is annotated as amino acid transporter AVT1A. NCBI's taxonomy places the organism in Eukaryota, Viridiplantae, Streptophyta, Magnoliopsida, Asterales, Asteraceae. Gene Ontology annotation, biological process: amino acid transmembrane transport. Gene Ontology annotation, cellular component: vacuolar membrane. The record is from RefSeq and is a predicted model, not a curated record. Gene Ontology annotation, molecular function: L-amino acid transmembrane transporter activity.